UCUGGGUGAUGUAAUGUUCUCAAGUUGCAGCAACACCCACAUGACUGCAAUACUGAGGCUGGAGCAAAGUUCUACCUGUAAAGCCGGUCAUUUCAUGCAACUGAGUCCACUCCAAAUCCUCCUUAUGGCAUGAAAGGAGAUAGUCUGGAUGGGCUACUCAAGAAGUGAGGUGUCGGUUCCUUCUUAUACGUUGAAUGGAUUCAGCGAAUCUAUACUGUCGCUGCUGUUCCUGUUUGCAACAACUAGACAGUGCCAGCUGCUGUGGGCCAAUGAUCCUAUGUGAACACCUUUAAUAUAAAGGAGGACUCCUCUUAGAGCUGUCUAAAGGGAUCACCAAAUACUUUCAGGACAUGUGCAUGAAGAUGAGGAGACAUCCUGAGUAACUAAUGAAGCAGGCAAGGGAGAGCAAUUUAUCGCCUGCGUCCAAGGCAAAGAGUGUGUCUGUUUCAGGAUUCCACCCGAACACCUUGUGUCUGCCGCUUCAGUCACCAUCUACCUCAGUAGAAGCAGAUGAAUACUCCACUCCAGCAGUGAUGGGCCAGUCUGCAGUGCAUCCAGGACGACCCUCGAACAAUCCAGAAGCCAUCAAAGAGAUCCUGAUCUCAGCACUGGGCACCUUUGAUGGCUUCAAGCCUCCUUCCACAGAGAGCUGUGUGGCUGUUACAAGGCUUUCUUCACUGACUGAGCCUCAAGAUGGAGCUCCGAAGUGUCUUUGGGACAACGGUCAUGAUAAAGAUGGUGAAGAACGGCGGCACAGCGUUGAGAUUGCUAUGACGACCCCCCAAGAUGGCUCGUACAGCAGCAGCUCAUCGAGUGCCUCUCCUGAGAAGUCCUCAAGUCAUGUUAUAUUCAACCCCCUCAGCAAACUCCUAACCUCGGUACAGGCUGCAGCUUCCAGAUGCAGGAGCUUUUCGGGACCUCCACCCACAGUGUGUAAGGCUGCGGUAUCCUAUUACCAAUGCCCUCAGUCUGACUCCAGCAUCCAUCCAGAGAAAGCACAACAUUGGCCAAAUAACAGACCGGAGACAAUUGUGUACACGAGUUAUCUCUCCAGUCCUAGUUUCAGCGCAAAUAGGGCUCAGGAAAGGGAGAACACUCACCUGGUCGUUGCUGACAUGGUGAUUGCUGCACUGGAGAAUGUGAAAAGUAAUAUGUAUGAACAGGCAGAGCUACUGGAAGACUGCAACCUGGCAAUUGCACAAACCCAAGUCGAUGAGAUAAACACUUACAUUCAGAAAGCAGUCCAUUCCAAUUCCAUGAACUCUGUGGAUAGUGGUUAUGAAUGUCAAGAGGGCAUGGUUGGAUUUCUUGGCACUGCCCGCUUAGCCAUCCAAGCCCCGAUGCUCUCCAAGUCUUGCUGCAUGCGAAUGUGGACUGGUUCAGGACCUGAGGAGUCACAAAUAGUGCUGAAAUGUUUGAGAUUGUGGUUCUGCUACCAGUUGGAUGAUUGCUCGGAUGCUGGCACCAAGUCUCUGCUGGAAGACAAACAAAAUGGUGAUGCUGUUGGUGCUGAUGACGAUGAUUAUGAAGAUUUUGUGAUAAUAGAAUUUGAUGACCUUAUUUUUGGUUCCGAUGGCCCCUUAAAAUCGAUAGAAAGGCACUGUUUAUCUGCUGAAUAUUUGGCUCGCCGACUGUUUAAAUCUUUCAGAGUGACCUGGCUGCCCCCAGAGACUGAAAUGCAUCACUUUGACGCUGUGGAGAAAGUGCUUGAUGAAUUUCUCCCUCUGAAGGACACUUUGCCUGGUGCAGAGGAAUCUGUAGAUUUGACACCAGAGUUCAAGUUAAAUUCCCGAUUGAGGGGAACUGCAGACUGGGCGCCACCUCGCUUUCAAAUUCUGUUCUUCAUCCAUGCACCACAAAGGAGAGAAACUGUUGUAGCUGCUCAGAAUUCCAUGUGUGCAGGUUGUGGAACUCCAAUUGAGCACAAAUACAUCAAAAAGCUCCGCUACUGUGACUACUUGGGAAAGUAUUUCUGUGAGUGCUGUCACCAUAAUGAGGAAUCCCCAAUCCCUGGCCGAAUCCUAAUGAAGUGGGAUUUCAGUAAGCAUCCGGUUUGCCAUUUCUCCAAACAACUGCUGGAAAGUAUAUGGCAUGACCCACUGUUCAACAUCUUCUACAUCAACAAGUCCCUCUACAGCAAAGUAAAGGAAUUGAGAAAAGCCAAGGAAAUUCAAGAACAGUUGAUACACGUCAAAAAGCUGCUAAGAACCUGCAGAUUGGCUGAAAGCGCCCUGAUGGAGUUCUGUAGGAUACAUUCCCACCUGACUGAGGAGCUACACCUUUAUUCAUUGAAUGAUCUGCUGAUGAUGAAGCAAGGUCUGCUGGUUUCAGGCCUGAAAGAUGCCCUCAAGAAUGCCCUCGCUCAUGUGGAAAGUUGCGAGUUGUGUCUGGCCAAGGGCUUCAUCUGUGAGUUUUGCAAGAGUAGAGAUAUUCUCUUCCCCUUUCAGACAGACCAAUGCAGACGAUGUGGUGAAUGCAAGACGUGCUUUCAUAAAGAGUGCUUCAAAACUGAACAAUGUCCAAAGUGUAUAAGGGUUCGUGCACGGAAAGAACUACUCCUGGCUUUCCAGCAGCCAGCAAGCUAAGUGAUGCAUUGGGCAUUACAGUGGAAAUCCUCUGGAAAUGAGUCGAUUUCAGUUUUAAAAAGAAUACUUGGAAUGCCAGCCUCCACUUACCUUUUUUUAAGAAAAGAAAAGCUGAACAGAGUAAUGACGUCUGGAACGUUCACUCGAUUUUUUUGAAGUAUCUAGCAAUAAGUGUAAAACUAAUCAGGUAUUGCUGCCUCACAGUGAUACCAUUAAUAACAUUUCCUUUUAGCAGAGGUAUCGGUUACUUUUUGCAUUAGGGAACAGGGUUAUUGUGUUAUCAACUGAAAAUAACAAUUAGAUUAAAUGUUCAUAAAUCAUUAGGAUUCUUCAUUAAGUCUGAGCUAUUUACCCUUUCUAAUGGUUUUGUACUGUUAGGACUUAAGGCAAGGUUUUAUUUUUUUACUUUGUAAGAAGCUUUAGACCCUUUGUUUAAAAAGUUUUUUUGCAUGUUGUAAUGUUAAGAAAACAUUUUAUGCAGUGGUGUGAAGCAGAACGAUUAUUUAUUUAAAUUUCAGUUUUGGUAUUCUGCCCCGCUUUUGUGGAAAAGUGCAUUUUUUUUGGUGAGGGGGGGGAAGACGACAUGAAGUUUGAUAAAAUAGGAAGGUUUAAAAAACAUUGUUCUCCUACCCAACAAAAAAAUUAAAAUAUCAGAGCCAAUUAUCACUGCUUAGAUUACCUUUGAAAUUAUUGAAUGCUAAAACAUUGCCAUGGUGCUAAUAUCUUAUCCCUGCUGUGUUUAAUUUUCUUCUUCAAUGUGGAGGUUCAUAUCAGGGUUCAGAGAUGAAGUUUUAUUUGACACUUGUUAAUGCCAUUGGCUAAUAUUAUACCACUUAAAUGCUUCAAUGAUAAUUUAAAAAAAAACAUGUUGAGUCUUUCUAUUGCUGAAUUGUUGUGCAAACUUGUGUUAAGUGAGAUGUUAGGUGUUCUUUUCGUAGCUUAAUUUAUUAUCUGACUAUUUAUGGAAGUUGAAGUGUAACUUUUACCCCUCCCCUGAAACUUGCCACAUUCUCUAAAAGAAUCCAUAUCUAACAUUUUUCUUAGAAAACAAACACUGGUUUAAAUAUAUUAUUCAAGUUUGCAUUCAUCUUGGCAAAAUUCCAAGUUAAUUUCUUGUCUUGCCUAUAAAAUAUUGUGAGAGAGGACUACACUUUCAAACUUUGCACUUGUAAAAGUGUAUAGGAUCCUUUUCAGCCUUGUUUAUGUGAAAAAAGUCUUCAUCAGACUUUUUAAGACCUUUAUAUUUUAAGGAAUCCCACUAUGUAAAUGCUAUAAAAGUAACAUAAUUGUAUUUUGCAAAUUUUCUAGGACCAUAUGAUGUCCUCGUGCACUUUUUUAAAACCUUUUCUUGUGAACACAUUAAUGUGUAAACUAGACCGAAUGGAUUUGUCAAUUGCAAGGGUCUGUCUCAAAACAUCCUAAGCUUGUUAUUUUUGCAGUUAAAGGGCAACGCAGUUUAAACUAAGUUUUCCAACCAUUUUUCAGAAAAGGUGAAUAUUCCUUUUUUGAAAGAAAUCUUACUCUGGGGAAGAGGUCAGUUUUAAAAACCCAAGUUUCUCAACUACCAAAUAGGUCCCUUUGUGUUAUUGAACAAAGUAACCUUGAAAUUCUGCUUUGCAAACUUUGGCUACAAAUAUUUAUGAAAUUGCUUUAUCCACCGUUUUUAAUGGGGAUGUUCAACCAUUUAAAAUGGGAUCCCCCUUUAAAAAGGCAGAAUAAGGGGAUUUUAUUUAUACAUAUUAAAUAUUUGAAAGCUAAUAUUUCCACAGCAUGAUUUCAAGGGAGUCUGUUUUAUGGAUGUUGUUUUGUUGCAUUAGUGUUCUGUGUGAACAAUCUUGUUAUUUUGUCGGUCCCUAUACUUCCAAUGGCUCCAUGACUCGAGCCUUGUCCUUUGCUAGGAUACAAAUGAUAUCCACAUUAUGUGGUACAUUUGGGAAGAAAAAUAAUCUGAAUUUUGACGUUUAUUUCUGUACCCUAAACUGAUGACAUCCCCCUCCAUUUACACAAUUGUUUGGUAGAACGUGAUUUUUGCCCAGCAGUAUCAAUAUGAACAAAGUUUGCACAGGGCUUCAUUGCAUUUCUCAAACUAUUGUGUUUUGUAUGCAUUUUCCUUUAAAUGAUUUGGGUCAUGUCUUGCUGUGUGUGACCUCUUCAAUCAUCAUAUUUUGGCAAUCUCUUUUUUUUUAAAUGUUGUUUUGACCAGUAUUUUCUCUUCACUUGUAAGUCCAGGAACUGUGCAAAAACAUUCCACAUCAGGUAUCUUUUGUGAUCCAAUCCAUGGUUAGCUGCUAUCAUUGUGCGUAAGGAUUGGAAACCUCUUUCUUUCCUGAAUACUGUUUACAGUGCAAAAUGAAAGCCCAUAAUAAACCUCUUUCCCCACCUACCCCUCUUCCUGGCACCCCCCGCCCAAAAAAAAGGCAUCCUGUACUGAAUCAGCAUUCAACUCACUAUGACAGCAGCUAUGUAUAGAUUGGUGAAUAAGUGCAUAAUCUUGAGCAACCAGGCUAGGGAACCUAUUUUUACAUAAUACCUGGCUUUCAUGAUGGUGGCAUGUAAGUAGCACUGUGCUGUCAACAUAUUAUAUGAAGCCACAAAGUAAACGUAUUUUCAGUCUUCCUUUUAGGCACCACAGUUUUUGUUUUGCAGGAAGAGGAACCAAAGUAGUAGUGAUUUAAUUGUACUUUAGAACUGACGAAAUGAAUCCACAUUUUCCCAGUUACAAACCGAAGAACAAAAUUGGCAUAAGAUGUUAAAGCCUUUUGAGAUUUAUAUAAUACUGUUCCCAAGACAAAGGGUUAACAGUGUCAUUAUAAUUGUUCAGACAGGCAGUGACACGAUUGUCACAAUCCAAUCAAAGGCUUGUGAUCAUAUAUAGAACUGUGUGCCAAUAUGAAUCCCUAUCGUUAAAUAUCAAUGAUCUUCAUAGACAGUCUACUCUUGCUGGUUGUAUCACUGACUGAGACAUUGCAGUUUAAUUUUAGUUCUGGUCGGGUGGUAAGGGUGAAAAGCGGAGGAGUAUUUUACAUUGACUAUUCUCCAAUAUCUAAUGUUCCCCUUUUAAGCCACUUCCAGCAGGGGAAAAAAAAUGCACUUUUCAAAAAAAAGUUGCAAGUUACUAAAUAUUGUGAACAAAUGUGUUAUAAAUUGAGGCCCUGAUAUUUGUGCUAAGAGAAAAUGACUGACACAAAUUUGUGUAUAAUCUUUUUGCACUUGUAUUUUCAAAAAUCCAUUUCUCAUAAAUGAUGUGUUUUCCCUGUAUAUGAGUGGUAUAAUAA
This is a messenger RNA of Stegostoma tigrinum, 5860 nucleotides long. RefSeq names its product rubicon like autophagy enhancer (gene rubcnl). Gene Ontology annotation, biological process: autophagosome-lysosome fusion; autophagosome-endosome fusion; autophagosome maturation. Gene Ontology annotation, cellular component: autophagosome membrane; intracellular membrane-bounded organelle. The transcript is spliced from 18 exons. The record is from RefSeq and is a predicted model, not a curated record. NCBI's taxonomy places the organism in Eukaryota, Metazoa, Chordata, Chondrichthyes, Orectolobiformes, Stegostomatidae. Gene Ontology annotation, molecular function: phosphatidylinositol phosphate binding. Bases 387 to 2585 code for a protein of 732 amino acids.